Colletotrichum navitas is the source of this 1514-nucleotide messenger RNA. Its product is annotated as P-loop containing nucleoside triphosphate hydrolase protein. The transcript has 3 exons. Bases 180 to 1466 code for a protein of 428 amino acids. The record is from RefSeq and is a predicted model, not a curated record. Gene Ontology annotation, molecular function: RNA binding; RNA helicase activity; ATP binding. Gene Ontology annotation, cellular component: nucleus. Lineage: Eukaryota; Fungi; Ascomycota; Sordariomycetes; Glomerellales; Glomerellaceae.
CCCCCAUCCAGAAGUACACCCUGCCAGCCAUCCACAAGGGCCUCGAUGUAGUUGCCGUCGCUCAGACUGGCAAGUCAUCUCGACACUAUUGCGCUCAGAUUAUUUGACCAUUAUGGCUAACAUGCAAAAUAGGUUCCGGCAAGACCGCCGCCUACCUCAUUCCGGUACUCAACAAACUCAUGGGCAAGGCUAAAAGACUGGCUGCUCCUCGACCCAACCCUGCUGAGGUCGAGCUUGGUCAGUUGUGGGUUCGCGCGGAGCCUCUGGUGGUCAUUGUUUGCCCCACCCGCGAGCUCGCCAUCCAGAUCUUCAAUGAAGCCCGUAAGUUCUGCUAUCGCACCAUGCUUCGUCCUUGUGUCGCCUACGGGGGUGGUCCGAUCCGCGAUCAAAUCCAGCAGCUCGGCAAGGGAUGUGAUGUUCUCAUUGCCUCCCCUGGUCGCCUAUGCGACUUCAUUCAGCGCCCGGAUGUUCUCUCGCUUCGCCGACUGCGAUACAUGGUCUUCGACGAGGCUGAUGAGAUGCUUCACGAUGACUGGCGCGAGGAGUUCGAUGUCAUCAUGACUGGUGGUGAGCAGCAGGAGGGCAACAUCAAGUACAUGCUCUUCUCAGCCACCUUCCCUAAGCCUCUUCGCGAUCUUGCCAAGGAGCAUCUCUCUUCCUCCAGUGUUCGCAUCAACAUUGGCCGCAUUGGCAGCACCCAUGCCAACAUUAUGCAGAGAGUCUUCGAGGUAGCUCCCUUCGACAAGAAGACAGCUCUCAAGGAGCACAUCAAUUCGCUGCCUGCUUGCCGCACGAUUAUCUUCGUCAACAGCAAGCGUAUGGCUGAUGAACUCGACGACUUCUUGUACAACUUAGGUUUUCCCUGCACAUCGAUGCACAGCGACCGCACUCAACUAGAGCGUGAGGCUUCCAUGCGAGCUUUCCGCGCUGGAAAGUCUCCCAUUCUGAUUGCCACUGGAAUCAGCGCUCGCGGCAUCGACGUAAAGAACGUGAACCAUGUCAUCAACUAUGAUCUUCCCAGCAUGGACCAUGGUGGCAUCGAGGAGUACACCCACCGAAUUGGUCGCACAGGUCGCAUGGGCCAGCGGGGUAUAGCUACCUCCUUUUACACCGAGCGUGACGAGCCCAUUGCCAGUGUUCUCGUUCGCACCCUCUUGGAGACGAACCAAGAGAUCCCCUCUUUCCUUGAGCCUUACAAGCCUACCGGAAAAGGCCUGGAGCAUCUCAAGUUUGAGACCGAGAGUGACUUUGACCCCGAGGAGGCUGGUGUUGCCCACCUUGGCGUCUCCGGCGGUGAUGGAGGCUGGUCCAACGAAAACUAUGGCGGCGACGAUGCUGCUGUUGCUGAUGAUGCGUGGGGCGGUGGUGGUAACGGCGGUGGCGAUGAUGCCAGCAACGAGACCAAGAAGGAGGAGCCCGAGGCCGCUUCUGCCUGGGGCGCUUCUGCUGGUGGUAAUGCUUGGUGAUUAGAUAUACCUGCAUUCUCCAGCGAGCCUUGGGUUACGUCGAAGAGU